Messenger RNA from Gastrolobium bilobum, 1052 nucleotides. RefSeq lists its product as uncharacterized. The record is from RefSeq and is a predicted model, not a curated record. NCBI's taxonomy places the organism in Eukaryota, Viridiplantae, Streptophyta, Magnoliopsida, Fabales, Fabaceae. The transcript has a single exon. The coding region runs from base 343 to 831 and encodes 162 amino acids.
GAUGAUAUAUUGGUUAUGCUCAUUCCUCUGCAAUUGAAUUUCAAGAACUACCCGAGAGCCAAAUAAGGCUCUGAGAUGCACUACACGUUAUUUGGGCUUAUGCUUUUUGGCGGAGAGAUUGAGUGGGAGAAAGAGCGAUAAUUCCUCACUCAAAUACCAUACAAUUAAUUUUAGAUUAUCUUGCCAUUUCAAUUUCAAUCUCAUUCCAUUCUCAUUCCAUUCAAUUUAUUAUCUCCCUGAACUUUGCAACAUCUUAUUGAAUGUAAUUUAUUACAAUUUCCAAACGGUUAAUUUAUGAUUUACUUCCAAAUAUUAAUUAAGUCAUUGAUUAAAUACAUUUGAAUGUGUAGUGUGAGAGUUAGGCUCAGGUCAGUCAGAGAGAAAGAGGGAGAUUCGAUCACAGUCAUGGCUGCUACUACUGAGACAAAAGAAGAUGCCGCGGAGGAGGUGGAGGCUGUUUCCUCCGUGAAAUGCUAUUGCUGCGGGUUGACGGAGGAGUGUACCCCGCAGUACAUCGAAGGUGUGCGGGCGAGGUACCAAGGUCGUUGGAUUUGUGGGCUGUGCGCUGAGGCGGUGAAGGAUGAGACUUUGAAGUCACUGGAGAGAGAUAUAAGCACCGAUGAAGCUCUCAAGCGGCACAUGAGCUUCAGAUCUUCCUCUUUUAGCCGUUCUACUAAACCCACCCAUGAUUUGAUUGUUGCAAUGAAACAUCUCUUACUUCGCUCUUUGGAUUCUCCCAGGAAGCAACCUUUGACUAAUCGACCACUUGGUAGAUCUCAGAGCUGCUUUGCAACCGUGAACAUGAAAGCCACAACACAGGCUGAAAGGUAGAGAGACUAGAGAGGUAAUUACCUCUGAAUGAUGGAUUACUGACUUAGUCAGUGAAUUUGAUUUGGCAGGCUUAAGAUUUAAUUAUUCAAGUUUAUGUUUUCUAAUAAUCAGGAUUAAGGUUUAUUUCUGGCAUUUGUGAUUGAAUGGAUGAUUGUUGGGAGGACUCUUCUUCCUUACUUGACUUCAAUCUAAAUGUGAUGUCACUUCUGUUUGAUUCAUUA